Numida meleagris (helmeted guineafowl) is the source of this 1666-nucleotide messenger RNA. RefSeq names its product 3 beta-hydroxysteroid dehydrogenase/Delta 5-->4-isomerase-like. Gene Ontology annotation, molecular function: 3-beta-hydroxy-Delta5-steroid dehydrogenase (NAD+) activity. Gene Ontology annotation, biological process: steroid biosynthetic process. The transcript is spliced from 4 exons. The record is from RefSeq and is a predicted model, not a curated record. The coding region runs from base 212 to 1345 and encodes 377 amino acids. NCBI's taxonomy places the organism in Eukaryota, Metazoa, Chordata, Aves, Galliformes, Numididae.
CAUUUUCAAAUUUGUUAACACCUUCAGUUUGUAAUAGUUUGUAAAUAGCUUUUAUUUUGCAUGGGAAACUUGCAUAGGCUACUACUGGGUAGCAACAGCUAGCAAAAGGAAGAAAUGCUUUAGAAAUUGUUGUUUAAUGUGAGGGAAGAGGUGACCUGGGCACUCAAAGCUCUACAGAGACAAAUUUGCCAAAGAGGAGCAAACCAGAGCGAUGUCACUGGUGGGGGUACGCUGCCUGGUGACCGGCGCGGGAGGGUUCCUCGGCCAGAGGAUCGUUCGCUUACUGCUGGAAGAAGAGGAAGCGCUGGCUGAGAUCCGGCUGCUGGACAAAGCCUUCAGCAGGGAGGCACUCUGGAGCUUUGGCAAGUUCCAGGGCAAGACUGAGGUGAUAAUCCUGGAAGGGGACAUCCGAGAUGUGGCGUUCCUUCAGCGUGCCUGUCAGGGGGUCUCACUCGUCAUCCACACGGCAUCCAUCAUCGACACCUUGGGCCUCGUGGAGAAGCAGCUGCUCUGGGAAGUCAAUGUGACAGGUACUCAGAUGCUGCUGGAGGCAUGUGCUCGUUGUAAUGUCCAGCACUUCAUAUACACCAGCACCAUAGAGGUGGCAGGCCCAAACUGCAAGGGCGACCCAAUUUUCAAUGGUGAUGAAGAUACACCUUAUGAGAGUACAUCCAAAUUUCCUUAUGCCCAGAGUAAGAGGCUGGCAGAGGAAUCUGUGCUGAAGGCAGAUGGCUGGACGUUGAAGGAUGGAGGCAUGCUCAUCACCUGUGCCCUGAGAUCCAUGUACAUUUUUGGAGAAGGAUGCCCAUUUCUUCAAGGUCAUUUGGACAAGUGUCUGCUGAAUAAAAAUGUCUACCUGCGCUUCUCCAGGAAGGAGGCUUUAGUAAACCCUGUGUACGUGGGGAAUAUUGCCUGGGCGCAUGUGCAGGCAGCCAAAGCUCUGCAGGUCCCACAGAAAGCCAAACAUAUCAGGGGGCAGUUCUACUACAUCUCAGAUGACACUCCUCACAUGAGCUACGCAGACCUAAAUUACGAGCUGACCAAGGAGCUAGGCUUUGGAAUUGAGCCCUGCCUCCCCAUGCCUCUGACAAUGCUGUAUUACUUCUCGCUGCUGCUGGAGAUUGUGAGCUUCAUGCUCAGGCCCUUUGUCAGGUACAUCCCCUCUACCAACCGCCACCUGGUCACUCUGUUGAACACCCCCUUCACUUUCUCCUACAGAAAGGCACAAAAGGAUUUUGGCUACGUGCCCCGUUACACGUGGGAAGAGGCAAAGAGGUGUACCAGCCAGUGGAUAGCCUCCAUGGUCCCACAGAGGAGGGAGUACUUAAAAAGCAAAAAGGCCUAAAUGCUAAGAAGAGCUGAGGCCUGCCUCACCAAGGGCCAUGAGCCAGAGGGCAGUUGGGUAAACAACAACAGCAGAUAACUACCAAGUGUUUAAUUGAAAAAAAAAAAGUGUAACAGCACCCUCAAUCAUCCCCAGAUCCAAAAUAAAUAAAGGUGAAAUGUCCAUUUGUUUGUCAAGAACAGUCUGAUCAGGGUAAUGUUAUUGUAGAGUCCACACUUGGGCAGCAUGAAGAUGUUGAGUAAGACUCCACACAGCCCUUCUUUUUACUCCACACAUUCUUUAAGGCUUUUUAAAGCAAUAAAGGCACAAUUUGUCCUUGAA